AUGCUUCACCUCAACUUACCCGCACCCACCGAUGAUUCCUGGAUGAUUUUUUGGAGGAAAGCGCGAUGGGUUCUGCUGGGCGUCCUCGCUCCAGAAGUUCUCAUGCUUAUUGCAUGUGGACAAUGGUCUUCUGCACAUCGGUCCGUACUUCAGAUGCGCGGUAUGGGCUUCGAUAAGACCCAGUGGUCUCUGACACAUGCCUUUUUUGCCGAUAGUGGGGGGAUUGUAUUCCAACUUCAGCACGGAGACUACAUUCCGCUUUCAGCUAAACAAUUAGCAUGGUUGAUAGCACAAGGCUAUACCAAGCUGCCUGAGAUAAAGGAGAAAGAUAUCAGUGACAAGAGCAAGGCUGGUAUGUGCACAAAGGCUUUGGCAUUUUGUCAGACAACAUGGUUCCUGGUUCGACUAAUUGCCCGCGCAAUUGAAAAUCUCCCAGUGACACCUUUGGAGCUUGCCAGUGCUGCACUGGCUCUUACAUCUCUCACAACUCUUUCGUUUUGGGUUCGAAAACCAAUGGAUGUCCAACAGCCAUUCAUAAUAAAGGCGAGCCGGUCAUCCCUCACAGUCACAGAAUCAGAAUUAGAUGGCUUUUCAGAUAUCUGUGUCAAUGUUGCUACUUUAGAAGAAGUGGAGCCACGAGUCUAUAUAUCCCGCAAAUGGUCUCGCCGUGUCCUUGCUUUUAUCUGUCAAAUGGGUUUUCAAAAGCAAUGCAUGGACCGUAUACCAAAUGAUCGUGAUCCACAGCUCCUUGGAUUUUGUCAGCAUGCUACUCUCGGCAUCACCACAGCAGCUUUUGCGUUCAUACAUUUUGCCGACUGGCACUUCGACUUUGCAACCGAUGCUGAAGUUAUCAUCUGGCGGAUAAACUGCUGUAUCAUGUGGGUUCUACUUGCUACCUAUGGUACUGCUGAAGUCAUUAUAUGUUCCAGGGAGAAAUAUCAGAAUCUAGGCUUGGAUACGGCAGGUGGCUAUAAGCUGAAGUGGCCAACAUGCCUCUGGUUUUUUAUACCUGCUAUCACAUACUUCUGUGCGAGGUUAGUGUUAAUUGUGGGAGUUUUUGUGAACCUGAGGAGUCUUCCUGAGAGAGCAUAUUUGGAAGUCCAGUGGCCCGAUAUAGGAUAUCUAUAG
Penicillium malachiteum is the source of this 1128-nucleotide messenger RNA. RefSeq lists its product as uncharacterized. The transcript has a single exon. NCBI's taxonomy places the organism in Eukaryota, Fungi, Ascomycota, Eurotiomycetes, Eurotiales, Aspergillaceae. Bases 1 to 1128 code for a protein of 375 amino acids. The record is from RefSeq and is a predicted model, not a curated record.